GACUUCCAGCCUCCAUUUUACGUUUUGCAAUAUCUAAAAAAUAACUGUCCCUAAACCCUAAAGAGUGAGGCGAAGAUGACGGAGGUGGCAAGUGCGGUGUUACAUGAGGUUUUGGGGCCGCGCGUUGAGGAUGUCGAUCAGCCAAUUGUCGAUUACAUCGUCAAUGUCCUCGCCGAUGAGGAUUUUGAUUUCGGCGUCGACGGUGAAGGCGCCUUGGAAGCCCUCGGCGAACUCCUCAUCGAUUGCGGAUGCGUCUCCGACUUCUCUGAGUGCCGCGCGGUUUGUAGUACAAUAUCUGAGAAGUUUGGGAAGCAUGGAUUGGUUAAAGCAAAACCCACCGUUAGAAGCCUUUUGGCACCAUUGAGAAUGGAUGAUGGAAUGGAUGAAAAAGUCGCUCCAAAGAAGAAACCGGAACCUGUGGAUGGUCCUCUUCUGACCGAGCGUGAUAAGAUGAAGCUUGAAAGGAGGAAAAGAAAAGAUGAUAGACAGAGAGAGGCACAAUACCAAACUCACUUGAAGGAAAUGGAAGCAGCCCAAGCUGGGAUGCCGGCUGUAGUUGUAAACCAUGAUAACAGUGCUGGGCCUGCUGUCAGAGAUAUACACAUGGAAAACUUCAACAUAUCUGUUGGAGGGCGUGACCUUAUUGUGGAUGGUUGUAUAACACUCUCUUAUGGGAGGCACUAUGGACUCGUUGGUAGAAAUGGUACUGGAAAAACAACCUUUCUUCGGUACAUGGCCAUGCAUGCUAUUGACGGUAUUCCCAAGAAUUGCCAGAUAUUACAUGUUGAGCAAGAAGUAGUUGGUGAUACUACAUCGGCCUUGCAGUGUGUGUUGAAUGCUGAUGUGGAGAGAAUUCAGCUUUUGGAGGAAGAAUCACGUUUACUUGGGUUACAGAAAGAAUUUGAUCAAGAUGUGGACUCUGGAAAGAGCAAAGGGGUGGUAAUUGAAGGAUACGAUAAAGAUUCAGUUUCUGAGAGGCUUGAAGAAAUAUAUAAAAGGCUUGACUUCAUUGACGCUUAUUCUGCUGAGGCUCGAGCAGCAUCCAUUCUUGCGGGUCUCAGUUUCUCUCCGGAGAUGCAGAAGAAGCCAACUAAAGCUUUUUCAGGAGGAUGGCGGAUGAGAAUAGCGCUUGCUCGUGCCUUGUUUAUUGAGCCUGAUCUAUUACUUCUUGAUGAGCCAACGAAUCAUCUUGAUCUCCAUGCAGUCCUAUGGCUAGAAACUUACCUGGUGAAAUGGCCAAAGACAUUUAUUGUUGUUUCUCAUGCUAGAGAGUUCUUGAACACCGUGGUUACAGAUAUCCUCCAUCUCCAAGGACAACAGUUGACUGCGUACAGAGGUAACUAUGAUACAUUUGAGAGGACACGAGAAGAACAACUCAAGAACCAGACAAAAGCAUUCGAGUCACAUGAACGUGCUAGAGCACAUAUGCAGUCAUUCAUUGACAAGUUCCGGUAUAAUGCAAAGCGUGCGUCUCUCGUUCAAUCAAGAAUUAAGGCACUAGAUCGGUUGGGUCAUGUGGAUCAAAUUAUAAAUGACCCUGACUACAAGUUUGAAUUUCCAUCUCCUGAUGAUAGACCAGGCCCACCGAUCAUAAGCUUCAGUGAUGCAUCUUUUGGAUAUCCUGGGGGCCCUAUAUUAUUUAAGAACUUGAAUUUUGGAAUCGAUCUGGAUAGCCGAGUAGCCAUGGUUGGUCCUAAUGGAAUUGGAAAGUCAACAAUACUCAAACUUAUAUCGGGAGAGCUUCAACCAACCUCUGGGACAGUUUUCCGUUCAGCAAAGGUCCGCAUUGCUGUGUUUAACCAGCAUCACGUUGAUGGUUUAGACCUCUCUUCAAAUCCACUUCUGUAUAUGAUGCGCUGCUUUCCGGGAGUGCCAGAACAGAAGUUAAGAGGGCAUCUGGGCUCUUUGGGUGUAACAGGGAAUCUUGCCCUUCAGCCAAUGUACACACUAUCAGGUGGUCAAAAAAGCAGGGUUGCAUUUGCUAAGAUUACUUUCAAAAAGCCACAUAUUUUGCUGCUUGACGAGCCAUCAAACCAUCUUGAUUUGGAUGCCGUUGAAGCAUUGAUCCAAGGACUUGUCUUGUUCCAAGGAGGCGUGUUAAUGGUGAGUCACGACGAGCAUCUGAUCUCUGGUAGUGUGGAUCAAUUAUGGGCUGUAACCGAUGGUCGGGUGACUCCUUUCAGUGGAAAUUUCCAGGACUACAAGAAGAUGUUACAGUCAGCAUAGUGAAAUUGUGACCAGCAUGAACAGGAUUGUUUGUAAUCUCAAGAUAUUAUAGUAAGAGCAGAUUGGUCUCUCUCAUACUUGUAUACGCUGUGAUUUCUGCAAAUUUACGGAAGCCUGUGUGAGCGUCCUUCUGUUAUAUUUUUGGGUUAAAUCAGAUUUUAUUGGGAGCC
Molecule: messenger RNA, 2396 nt
Organism: Salvia hispanica
Lineage: Eukaryota; Viridiplantae; Streptophyta; Magnoliopsida; Lamiales; Lamiaceae
Gene: ABCF3
Product: general control non-repressible 3
Molecular function (GO): ATP hydrolysis activity; ATP binding
Source: RefSeq, a predicted model, not a curated record